ACAUAGGACAGAAACUGUAUGAAUUCCCCUACAGCACAAAGAGCACCCAUCAGAGCUCAGCCCACACAUUUUUGUUUGCAGCUGAACUCUGAAAAGUGGGAACUCCCUGAGGUGAUAUGCGGUCACUCCCCUUGGGCUGUAGCAGGUGUACCCUGGAUGCUGAACGUCUCCUUCCCCGGCCUUCACAUUAGUCUGGUGUGUGAGAACAUGCCCUAGCCCACACAGAGAUGUUGUGGAUAAAGUGAAUUCCUUGUUUUACCACUGACUGGAUGUGGGAUGUUGGGUACAUCACAUCUCUGAGGCUCACGUUGGCACUUAUGACCUUCUCCUGCCUUAGUUCCUUAGCUGGGAUCCAUCUCACAUGACUAUACACAUUUAAUAGCUGAGCAUCUACCCUCAGCUAGUCCAUGAGGCUUCCCCUAAAGGGAAAUGAAAGAUACGGUCAUCUCCAGAGAGAUCUUAUGGAUGAGGACACAAUGAAUCACCUCCUGGAGGCACUGCUCUUCUGUACUGACUGUAGAGAAAGCCGAGGUGAGUAGCUUGGAGUCUGUUCUGCAGACCUAAAGUUCGGUCAGAUGACUGCCACGUUUGGAGCACAAGGCCUGCCUCUUCUCACACGUCUGGACAGCAUCCAUACAUUUGGACAAUGGGAACUUGGUCUCAGGAGGGAGCCUGCAGACAUCAACAAUGGAUGCAAUUAUGGGGAAUAAACAUGGGAAUAUAUGCUGUGAAAAAGAAAGCUUUCCUCACAGCGCUGCUGUGACAAAUAGCAGAACAGAAAGGAAUUAAUUCUGUUUCACCUAAUUGCUCUCCAUAAAUCAUCCCUUGGCAGCAAGCUCGAGUGGUCGACCAAAGGGCCAAUUAAAGCAAAGGGAGGCUGACUGGUGUUUGUACUCAGGGCUGUGUUUUGUGUUACAGGAACUGUAAUUUGUUCCCAGGGCAGCAUCUCUUGCCAUUCCAUGCAUGGAGGAGUACCCAGGCCUGUCUGGCUCUGAACCCUGCCGUUAUUUCUUCAGAGCAUUCACAGUGCAUUGACUGACGUCCUCUCCAAGACAGUGUUUUGCUGUCUAAUGUGAGAUGUGAUGUGGCAGGUAGACGCUGGGCAGCAGAAGAAGCACAACAAGAGAUGAACAAGGUCAUGAAACCCAGAACUCAGUGGUAAGUUUUGUGUGUCUAUUUGGUUUUAAAAUCCUUUGUUACAACAUACACAGAAAUCCUUCAAUGCACAGUCUGUAAAAAUCCUUCCCCAGGUAAAAUACCCUGUCACUUGCCCUGCCCUGAGCUGUCCCCAAAAGAUACUAGCACCCCAAUUCUGGGGCCAGAACUGGGCUACCCCUCGACAGAGCAGCCCUGGCCCUUACACCUCAGCCCUGGUGUCCCUCGACAGUGACAGCACCUGGCCGCUGGGACAGCCCCACCAUCUGUCAUGCCGGGCUUUUCACGUGUCAGACAAAAAGGGUGAGCCUUUCGCGGUUGCAGAGGCUACACCCCGUCCUGCAGCUUGUGUUUCGCUCCGUUGGCUCCCCAUACCUUGAAGUCAGCGGCCAGGGGUGGCAGGGACAGGUGCCAAGCCCCACACAGGCCUGUCACCGCCGGGUGGGCACAGCAGCCCUGCCCCGGGGAGGACCUGGCACCACCUCGCCACUCCCGGCCCCGCAGCUGGUGUGGCCGAGCCGGCCGCCUUCCCUCCCUGUUUGCUUUCAGGGUGUUCAUCGUGCUGCUCCCACGCUGCUCGGAGCUGCUCCCGCUCCUCUCUCCCUCUGCCCCCAUCCCGUUAAGCCUCAGCCCGCUGUGUUUCUCCCUGGUGGGAGCCAUGCCCUACCUAUUCCGGGACUCGAAGCCCAGGCCACCACCGCUGCCACGGGAGGCGCGUGCCACCCACAGCUCGGGGAAAGCCUACGAGGAGCUAAAGCAGGAGUGCCUGCGCAGGGGCAGCCUCUUUGAGGAUCCCGACUUCCCUGCCAGCGAUGCCUCCCUCUUCUUCAGUGAAAAGCCACCUGUUCCCUUCCUCUGGAAGAGGCCUGGGGACAUUGUCAAGGAUCCCAAGUUUAUCCAUGGAGGAGCCACAAGAACUGACAUUUGCCAAGGGGAUCUUGGUGACUGCUGGUUGUUAGCAGCCAUAGCUUCUCUCACAUUGAAUGAAAAAACACUAGCAAGAGUGGUACCACUGGAUCAAAAUUUUGGGCCAGAUUAUGCUGGAAUAUUUCACUUCCAGUUUUGGCAGCACAACGAGUGGCUGGAUGUCGUGAUUGAUGAUCGAUUACCCACCUUCAAAGGCCGGUUGGUUUUCCUGCACUCAGCUGAACACAACGAAUUUUGGAGUGCUUUACUAGAGAAAGCCUAUGCCAAGCUGAAUGGCAGCUACGAGGCUCUGAAAGGAGGCAGCACAAUAGAAGCCAUGGAGGAUUUCACUGGGGGAGUAGGAGAAAUGUAUGAGGUUAAAACGGCUCCUGACAAUUUCUAUGAAAUCCUAGAGAAAGCUCUGAAAAGAUGCUCAAUGGUGGGCUGCUCUAUCGAUACCAGCAGCGCUGCCGAGUCAGAAGCCAAAACCCCCUUUGGCCUUAUAAAGGGCCACGCUUACUCCGUGACUGGCAUCGAUGAGGUGAGCUAUCGGGGCCAGAAAGUGCGGCUCAUAAGGAUAAGGAACCCCUGGGGACAGGUGGAGUGGAAUGGCCCUUGGAGUGACAACUCUCUGGAGUGGCGUUUGGUCAGCCCAUCAGAGCAGAAACGCUUGUCUCAGACAGCACUGGAUGAUGGAGAGUUCUGGAUGAAAUUUGAAGACUUCAAAGUGCAUUUUGAUAAAGUUGAAAUCUGCAACCUGACUCCAGAUGCCCUGGAAGACAGCACUGCCCACAAGUGGGAGGUGACCAUCCAUGAGGGGAGCUGGGUCCGGGGAUCUACUGCAGGAGGAUGCAGAAACUUUCUAGACACUUUCUGGACAAAUCCACAAAUCAAGAUGCAUUUGACAGAGACAGAUGAUGGGCAAGAUGAUUGCACAUUCAUCGCAGCACUGAUGCAAAAGAAUCGUCGCAAACUCAGGAAGUUCGGUGCUGAAAUGCUAAGUAUCGGCUACUCUAUUUACGAGAGCCCCGGUGGAGAUGGACACCUGAACAAAGACUUCUUCAGGUACCACGCCUCCAAGGCCAGGAGCAAAACCUACAUCAAUUUAAGGGAAGUAUCCAACAGAUUCAAGCUGCCGCCAGGUGACUAUGUUCUUGUUCCAACCACAUUCGAACCACACCAGGAGGCAGACUUCUGCCUGAGGAUCUUCUCGGAGAAGAAGGCCAUCACUGAGGAUCUAGAUGAAAACGUUGCCAUUGAUCUCCCUGAGCCUCCAAACCCAACCCCAAGUCCACGAGCAACUGAAGAAACUGAAGAAGAAAAGCAGUUCCGGGCACUGUUCGAGCAGAUCUCAGGAGAGGACAUGGAGGUAUCCGCAGAAGAACUGGAAUAUGUUCUGAACGCGGUAUUAAAAAACAAAAAGGACAUCAAAUUCAAGAAGUUAAGUCUCAUUUCAUGCCGAAACAUCAUUUCUCUUAUGGAUACUAGUGGCAAUGGGACUCUGGAAUUCAGUGAGUUCAAAGUUUUCUGGGAAAAACUGAAGAAAUGGAUAAAUAUCUUUCUUCAGUUUGACUCUGAUAAAUCCGGCUCCAUGUCCUCCUAUGAGCUUCGCAGUGCUCUCAAAGCUGCAGGAUAUCAACUCAACAACUACCUGUUGCAGCUGAUUGUCCUGCGAUACUCUGAUGAACAGUUCCAGAUUGAAUUUGAUGAUUUCCUGAACUGCUUGAUUCGCUUGGAGAAUGCAAGUCGAGUAUUCCAAGCACUGAGUGUGAAAAAUAAGGAGUUCAUUAACCUGAAUAUAGGAGAGUUCAUUAACCUGGCAAUGAACAUUUGAAGAAGUUUGACUUGGAUGCCAGGAGUUUCUUGGGACAUCACUACCAUGGCUGCUACCCUGACAACUGUGAUCCCCUUCUGAUGUAGACUUAACCAGGAGCUUUUGUGUGGAGGAAGACACAUGCUGCCCACCUUUUCUGGUCUCCAGCCCUGUUGUGUUCAGGAGCUCCACAGUCAGAUCACAUUUUGUUUUUAAUUUUGAUAAAAUCUGCUAAUGGAUUUGUUACUGGGAGAGGUAUUUGGAUGGGGCACACAUGCCUCUCAAGCAGACUGAAACUAAUGCCCUUAAGUUAAUACAGUCUUUUAUAAAAUAAGAUUGAAUUUAGUUUCAGCACAGCACAGUCUACAAUGAUUAAAAAUUUUUAUUGCUGCUUGGUUAAAAAAUUACUGUAAAGUGCUUUUAAAAAUACAAGGUUGUGUAAAACUGUUCAACUUGGAAUUUAUUUUGAGGCAUGCUGUGUGGCUACAUAACAAGUCUCUUGUCACAGCCACAUGAAUUUCAGUCUGCUAGACUACGAACAAAGGAAGACUAGGGAAUGUAUGGAUGAAAAUCCAUCCUUGAAUAUUUGUAAAAAAGGUCCAGGUUUCCUUAGAAGAAUAUUUAAGCUAAGAUCUGAUGUUCAGCACAGAUUUAAUUUAGGGGAAAAUUGUUAGAUCUCACCUCCCCUCAGUCCUUCCUCUGCUAUCAACCUAUCCAAAGUGUGCCCCAUGAGCCAAAGCCUGCAGAGUUGCACACAGCUCGCAGGCAUCUUCAGAGAAACAUGCCUAUGGAGACAGUGACCUCUUGCAUGGGGCUACCUGUCCCUCACAGAGUCAGGGCUUGUAUCCAAUACCAACCAUGCCUUUAGAAGAAUGACUGUAAUCAUUUUAGGUGAACUAAAUGCAACCAUUAGUAAGGCCUUGAUUUCUGUGGCUAUUGCUGUUUUGCAUUUGUCUCUUGCAUUGUAUUAUUCAUGUGACAUUGAUAGUCAGUGCUGACUCAAAAAAUAACAGUAAUAGCAGCCAGGAACUUAAGAAGUCUUCACUGGAUUUGUUUCUAUGUUUAUCUUCACAACUUGUGUCUAUUUUAUAAUGAAUCAACUGUCUCGAUUUGUUUUCUAAAACUUUUCUUGCAGUGAAACAGAUGGCCCUAGAAAAGCUUUGCAUUCCCUACUGUCCAGGAUCACUGAGACAGCCAGGGUUUUAUUUUCUCUAGAUUUAGACCUAAUGAACAAUUCUGAAGUGAAAAUCAAACCGUAGUAAAGAUUAAGUUCAAACAACAACAACACAAA
This is a messenger RNA of Oxyura jamaicensis (ruddy duck), 5165 nucleotides long. It is a transcript of the gene CAPN9, whose product is annotated as calpain 9. Gene Ontology annotation, molecular function: calcium ion binding; calcium-dependent cysteine-type endopeptidase activity. The transcript is spliced from 20 exons. Lineage: Eukaryota; Metazoa; Chordata; Aves; Anseriformes; Anatidae. Gene Ontology annotation, cellular component: cytoplasm. Gene Ontology annotation, biological process: proteolysis. The record is from RefSeq and is a predicted model, not a curated record. The coding region runs from base 1814 to 3895 and encodes 693 amino acids.